CUGUAGCAGCCGUGAGGAUCUGGCUGGGGGCAAGGGGUGCUUGAAAAUUGGCGGCUGCAGCUGCGCACCUCGGUUCAGUGGGUGAUGGAAUCGUCGAUACAAAAGCGUGAUCGAAUACUCCCAAAAGAGAGAAGGUCACGCUAUGAACGCAGCACGAGUGUCUCCGGACUGCGGUACCGCAGCGGCCGCGAAUCCUAGAUAGAACCCUGAUUGUAUUGGCAUCGCCUCACUGAAAUCGGAGACGCAGAAGGGAGAUGAGACAUUGUGGUGGUUCCCCUCCCAACCCAUGGUAGGUGUUCGCACACUGUCCAUUUCGGAAUUCGCGAGUAAUCUCCAAUCGUAGCCCCGUCGCACCGCAUUCCCUAGUUCACUCGGAUAGAGCAAUUUGUGAUCGCAAGAAUUCGUUCAUUGGCCCACGUCACUGGAACCUUCAAAUCACACAAUGUCUAUAUCUCCUCGAAACACAGAGACGACAGGUUUGAUGCAUACAUUGCUGGCAUUCUCCUCUCGCUCUGUACGAAACACAACAAUCUCUCUUUCUCCUUCCACAUCCGGCCUCGACUCUCCAACCCCUCUCUACGUUGUCGAGACCCCGAAGAAAUUCGGUGAUCCACCUAACACGAUAUACAGGAUCAGCAGUGACGAAAAGAAGGAACACGUUGCUACCUUGAUAUGGAGAACGUUUCGAAAAGACCUGAUUAUCAUUGGUGGAGAGACAAAGGAGUUGAGGCAAGUUUUGCCUAUGAAAGGAUUCUUUUGCAGAUAUACGAUGCCUACGCUGACAGGAGAUUGGGUGUGGAAAACCAUAUGCGAUAGCCCCGAGCUCUUCAACGCUUCAGGGAAAUCCAUGGCAAACUAUUACAAGAUUUUCAGAAACGAGAAGAAGAAUAAACCCCCUGCAGAGAUGGUUGUAGCGCCCGAGGCGAUGGCCAUGCUUGACAUGGUGAUCAUCGGUCUCCUUUGCUCUCGUCAAGCCAUAAGGAGAUCGAGACGUAGUCGUUCGGGGUAAUCUUGCGCCUUGAAUGGUUUAGUCUGAUCGAGAACGCACGCCUGCCAUCCCACGUCAAGACCUUCUGACAGUCCAUGGUCCUAUUUGGUUCUAUGUUGAAGUUCGCGCUUCUCGUCGC
This is a messenger RNA of Cantharellus anzutake, 1127 nucleotides long. RefSeq lists its product as uncharacterized. The coding region runs from base 443 to 1009 and encodes 188 amino acids. The transcript has 3 exons. Lineage: Eukaryota; Fungi; Basidiomycota; Agaricomycetes; Cantharellales; Hydnaceae. The record is from RefSeq and is a predicted model, not a curated record.